AGAGUUCAGAACAGAGAGUAGAACAUGCUCCAAAAGCAAGCCACAUGUAAGAUUUUCUAUCAUACCUGUACAACUGCAUCACCUGGAUAUAGCACAAGAAGGAGUGAGAGAAGACCAGACAAAAGGAAGAAUCAUAAAGAGUCUUCUGCACAGCCAUGCCACUCUCACACAGCUUCCUGUCCGAAGAGCAACUGCUGUGUUCCAUCUGCUUAGAUGUGUUUGACAAUCCUGUGUCCACACCCUGUGGCCACAGCUUCUGCAUGGCCUGCAUUGUUCAGUACUGGGAUUCAGUCAAGCACUGCCAGUGCCCCCUCUGCAAGCAGACCUUCAAGAGAAAGCCUGAUCUCCACAUUAAUCGCACUCUCCGUGAGAUCACCGAACAGUUCAAGCAGAUGAUGGGCAAAGCAGGAGCCUGUGGGGGGGUUGGGGUAGGUGCAGAGGUUGAGGAUGGGGGAAGAAAACAACGGUCAGUUAACAGGACACUAAAGCCAGUUCAUCUACCAGGUGAUCUUAUUGAUGAAAUAAAAUGGAAAUUCACCAAGCCUUCUCCAAAUGGCAGUUCUCAAGCAUGUCAUGAUAAACCCAGACUGAAACAUACCGUCACAUCAAACAACGAUAGUGCUGAUAGCGCCCAGCCAGCCUUUUUAACCAGACAGGUGUCAAUGCGAAGGUUUACUCUAAGUGGGGCGGCAGACGCUAUGAAAGUGCCCCUUUGUCCAAAACACCACCGCAGCCUGGAGCUGUUCUGUCAAUCCGAUUUGGAAUGUAUUUGUGUAGAGUGUGGACAAACAGACCACCACUCACACAACAUCAUAUGUGCAGAAAAAGAGUGGCAUUGUAACAAGAUGAAGAUUGGUAUCGCAGAGACAGCGAUGCAGGAGAUGACCAAGGAGAGGAUGCAGAAAGUGGAGGAGAUAAAACAUUCACUGACUGACAUCAAAAUGCUGGGUGAACGUGAGGCACAACGCAACAAGCAGGUGAUUGGAGCAUUGGUGAGCUCCAUCGAGCGCAGUCAGGUGGGACUUUUGGAGGUGAUGGAGAUUAAUCGUCAAUCAGCAGAGCACCAAGCUGAGGUGAUGAUCAAAGAGUUGGAGCAGGAGAUCGCAGAGCUGAGGAGGAGGGGCUCUGCACUGGGUCAACUGGCCCAAACUGAAGACUAUGUCACAGGACUGAGGGUCUACUCUGAUCUCAGCACCCCCUUGUCAAUCAAAGACUGGACAGGAGUCUCACUGACCUGUGACCUCGGAACCAAAGCAUUUUACGACUCUGUUUGUCAAAUACUGGAACAGUUUGAGGAGCUUCAAAAACAACCUGCCAUUUGUGGGUUCACGUUGACACCUGGGAAACACAAAGCUACUAUGCCAUCUAGUGGCAGGUGUAGAUGUAGCAUGCACGGUCUAGAUUUGCUGCCCAUGCAAUCAAAAGUGUUACUUGACAUUCUGCUUCCUUCUGCUUUAGGCUUCUCGGUGUCUGCUGACCAAUCACCAAUGAGGUCACACCCAAAAGUGAAGAGAAUACAAGAAUAUGCAGUGGAUGUGACCCUGGACACCAACACUGCCCAUCCUCGCCUCGUCCUAUCAGAAGACAGAAAGAAGGUGUGGUGUGUUGACAGGCACCAACUAGUUCCCAACAACCGUGAGCGUUUCGAUCGUGUGGUUUGUGUACUGGGACACAAGGGCUUCACCGGUGGCCGACACUACUGGGAGGUCGAGGUGGGUGACAAGACCGACUGGGACCUGGGGGUGGCUGGUCAUUCCAGCAACAGGAAGGGUAAGAUCAUCGUCAGUCCCAGCAACGGCUACUGGUUCUUAAGCUUGCGGGACAAAAAUAACUAUGCCUUCAGGACAGAGCCUUCUACUGCACUAACUCUCAGGCUGAAACCUCAGAAGAUAGGGCUGUUUGUGGACUAUGAAAAAGGCCAAGUGUCCUUCUUUAAUGUAGAUGCAAAGACGCUCAUCUACACUUUCAUGGAUAACUUCUCUGAGACCAUUUUUCCGUUCUUCAGUCCCUGUACCAACAAAUCAGGCAGAAAUGAUGCUCCGCUGGUGAUCACGCCUGUCCUUCUCGACUGAACAGUGAGGAAAGAGGUUUUAGAUGGAUAUUUGCAUUGUUACUGGUCUGUCUCUUUGAACAUUUGGACAUUGGCACAUAAAGUCUAUUUCAGUGAUUACACAGAAAACACUUUCACUGCUAAAAAAAACAAUCCUUUUAUACCAACAAUUAUGCUCUAAAGUCCAUUAUUUUAAUAACAUAACAAAAUCAACAUGUGUUUUGGAAUAAUAUAUAUUCAUGUGUCUUAUCAAAUUGAACAAUAAAAUUACACUACAAUCCGCAACGAGUAACAAUCUACAAUCAUCAAUGUCAACAUUGUACCAAUAUCCUCUAUUUGUCAGGUACUGAAGAGGAAUAAUAUUAUAUAUUAAUAAUAACUUUUUUUAUUGGUGAAUUCAUGUGUUUAGUAUAUCAGUGUUGUAGGCCUAUUUCAUUUAGACUAAUUAGUUUCCAGUCUUUCCAGCCUAGUUUCCAAUGUCUGUUCACAAGAGAUUGUGUUUAAGGGAACGUUGAUUUAGUGUUAAUUUCAGUGUUAAAUAACAAGUUACUGCAUGUAAUUUCUCUGUUUCUGUUUUUCCCUCCCACCCUUCUGCCUCUGACCACUAAACUUAUAACGUCCCACCCUGUCUCUGUCUCUUUCUUACUAACUGUGUACCAGACAGCAUUGGGCCAUAUUUCUCAACAGUGAAACAAUGGAAGUUAAAGCUUUCACUUACAUAAUAUGUAACAUCAAAACCACCCAAUGUCUGCUAAAUACACUGUAAUCAACACUAACUAUCUUUACAUUGUUGUUCUUUUACGGCUCUCGGUAACUCCCAAACCAAACCUAACGGUAUUUGUACUCUGUACAUCGUGCUUGCUGAAGCAUGUCACAAAGUAACUGUCAGAGAGAAAACACCUGAGGGCUGACAGGAUGAAUGCAUUGCCCCAACACACCGCACAGUGGCAAAACUACUGGCUUUUCAAUUGUACUGAAGAGUAACCACCUGUAAGAGUAACCAAAACUAAAAUUUGUUUUUAACUGAAAGGUUUAAUGUGUUCUCGUGAAAAGGGUAUUCCAGAGCAUAUUUCGAGUUUUAUGCACUGAAGUAAAAAGUAAAGCAUUUAAAUGAUUAUAUCAGCCAACAUUUAAAUUAUAAAAUCUCAACACAAACAAUGGUUUGGUAUAAUAAGAAUUAUAUCAUUAGAAAGCUUAAAUGUCCCUUGUAUUGUAAUGUAUUUCUGGGUCAAAGUGAUUGAAGAUAUUUUAUAUUAUUUAUAAUAAAAAAAAUUGUUUUGAUAGUUUGU
Xyrauchen texanus (razorback sucker) is the source of this 3339-nucleotide messenger RNA. Its product is annotated as zinc finger protein RFP-like. Lineage: Eukaryota; Metazoa; Chordata; Actinopteri; Cypriniformes; Catostomidae. Gene Ontology annotation, molecular function: zinc ion binding; protein binding. The transcript has 7 exons. Bases 156 to 2072 code for a protein of 638 amino acids. The record is from RefSeq and is a predicted model, not a curated record.